ACGGUGUAGUUAGCUAGUUGUUACGGUUGCAUAACUGUUAGCUAGGUAACGUUUCAUCAUCAGACAGCUUCAUUUUUAGCUUGGUACUGUUGGCUAGCUAAUAGCUCCUGCGAACUAAUUUGAAGCUCUGCUCAAACAGAGUCGAUGUAGGAGUAAAACGACGAUAGUUUUCUAUUUGGUGACCUCACAAGGGAUUCCACAGAUGACCUCACAAGGGAUUCCACAGGUGACCUCACAAGGGAUUCCACAGGUGACCUCACAAGGGAUUCCACAGAUGACCUCACAAGGGAUUCCACAGGUGACCUCACAAGAGAUUCCACAGGUGAACUCACAAGGGAUUCCACAGAUGACCUCACAAGGGAUUCCACAGGUGACCUCACAAGGGAUUCCACAGAUAACCUCACAAGGGAUUCCACUGUUCUGGUGACAGGACCCUGAAAUUGUCUUUGACAGAGACUCAUAAUGCAGCACUUCCCGAGGCUCCCAGUGUGGAAGGAGAUAUAGGAGACCUGUGAAUACACAGGAGAGAGACACACCUCACACUAGUGACAGCUCCAUUCAAUAGCAAGUUGUCAUUUUUAUUUUUACAACAAAAACAAAAAAACAUUCUAACUCUGCUGAGACAAAAUGAGUUCAGAGAAGGAAGCGUUGAUGGAUGAAAUCGAAAAGAGUUUAUGGAAUUUAACUGAGGACAAUUUACGUUACCUGUGUGAACGUCAUGGCAAAGAUGGAUCUGAAAUUAAAGGGAUGAAUCAUCGCUUAUUAAGGCGUAAGGUCAUGGAGGAAAUGUGGGACAAUACGGAUUCAAUGAAAUCAGAGGAGCAGGGAAUGUCUUGGUUAGUCCAACUGAAAGAGGACAUCAGGAGGACACAGGAGGAGGGUAGCAGUGCACUCAUGAGUCCCAGCCAAUCGGAGGAUGUAGACCGCAAUGAAGAACACAACAAGGGGGGCAGGGAUUGGUUGCCGAGCAAUGGACUGACAGCGGAACCCUUGCAUCCCAGCCAAUGUGAUGAUGAUGCUGUAGACUGCGAUGAAGAAUGGAAUGAAGAGGGAGGAGCUGGGUUGCUUAGCAACACACCAGACCAGAGUAAAUUAAAGAGGCACAUCAGAUCGCACACUGUUGAACAACACACAGUGAAUCCCUCAGUGAAACCUCACCACUGCUCAGAUUGUGGGAAACAGUUCAUUGUCAAAUCAAGCCUUAAACAUCACCGGCUAGUUUUUCACACAGAUCACCCUCACCGCUGUGGUCAAUGUAAGAAGAGCUUCAUAACUGCAGGAAGGCUAGAAUCGCACACAAAAACACGACACCCACCAAGUGAUCCUCUGAAGAACCCACACGUGUGCUCUAAAUGCGGUAGGGCAUUCCCUGUGGCUGCCAGUCUUAAGAGACACCUGAGAACUCAUACUGGGGAGAAACCGUACGUCUGCCCCCAGUGUGGAAAGGACUACAGUGACUGUGGAAACUUGAGGAAACACAUGAGAAGAACUCACCCAGUAGAGGAGAUGGUUGUGGAGAGUUUCGCCACUCAGAGGAGCAUCCCUACAGGGAAUGUGGAGGAAAUGCAGGACAAUACGGAUUCAAUUAAAUCGGAGGAGCAGGGAACAUCUUGGUCACUCCAACUGAAAGAGGACCUCAAAGGGAUACAGGAGAAUGGUAGCGUUGUACCCAUCAGUCCCAGCCAAUCCGAUGACGAUGGUGCUGAUGACGACGAUGAUGAUGACGAUGAUGCUGUAGACUGCAACGUUAAGGACAGGGAUUGGUUGCCUAGCAACGGACUGAAGGCGGAGCCCAUGAGUCCCAGCCAAUCCGAUGACGCUGUAGACUGGGACGAGGAGGACAGGGAUUGGAUGGCUAGCGAUGGGCUGGAGGUGGAGUUGUCUCCAGAGAGACACACACCAGAGCAGAGAGUGAGAGAGGACAAACCUCCCCCGCCCCCCUUUGCCCUCCCAGAGUCCCCGGUAGCGGUCCCCGGUGCCUCUCCCGGUAGCGCCUUAUUGUGCGGUCUGAAGAGGGUGUCCGUGCGGCUGGUCGACUGCAGGAAGACACCGGGGCAGAGUAGUCAUAUAAUACACAAGACAACACAGACGGGAGAGAAACCCCACAGCUGGUCUAAUGCUGAACAACACAAAACCCUCUCAGGAGACAGGCCUGGCUCCCAUAUCUGUGAUCACUGUGGGAAGAAUUUUGUCACAGCUACAAAUCUGAAAACACAUUUACCGUGUCUGUCUGGAGAGAAACCUUACAUGUGCUCUGAAUGCGGAAAGAGAUUCACGCAGGCCGGCUGUCUUAAGAGACACCUGAGAACUCAUACUGGGGAGAAACCGUACGUCUGUCCUAUGUGUGGGAAGGCUUGUACUGAUUCUGGAAACUUAAAGAGACACAUCAGAAAAACUCACCCAGGAGAGGAGGUCAUUGUGAAGAGACUUGCCUAUCAGAAGAGCGUUCGUAAUGCUAAAGAAUACAAACAAGCCCACUCCGGAGAUGGCUCUCAUAUCUGUGAUCACUGUGGUAAGAAUUUUACCACAGCAAGAAGUCUAAAACUACACAUACAGUCCCUGCAGAGAAGGAGAGAGAACUUGACUGCAGAGAAAGCUCAUGUGUGCUCUGAAUGUGGAAAGGGCUUCCAUCAGGCUGGAAGUCUUAAGAGACACCUGAGAACUCAUACUGGGGAGAAACCGUACGUCUGCCAUCAUUGUGGGAAGGCUUGCAGUGAUUCUGGAAACUUACAGAAACACAUCAAAAGUCACAUGGGUAAACAACACACAGUGAAACCUUACCUCUGCUCUGAAUGUGGGAAACAGUUCAUUGGAAAACAAAGCCUUGAACAUCACCGGGAGGUUUUUCACACAGAUCACCCUCACCGCUGUGGUCAAUGUAAGAAGAGCUUCAUAACUGCAGCAAGAUUGGAAUCGCACAUAAAAACACGACACCCGCCAAGUGAUCCUCUGAAGAAUCCACACGUGUGCUUGGAAUGCGGAAGGGGAUUCCCUGUGGCCGCCAGUCUUAAAAGACACCUGAGAAUCCAUACUGGGGAGAAACCGUACUCCUGCCCUCAGUGUGGAAACAGUUACAAUGAUCGUGGAAAUUUAAAGAAACACAUCAGAACUCACACAGAAGAGAAACCCUACCACUGCUCGGUGUGUGGGAUGAAGUUUCGUCAUACAAAAACGUUACAACGGCAUCACCAGGAGAACCACAAGGGGGAGACACUGGGUCCCAUCCACAGACACCAAGACCCUCUUCCAUGCCCCCACUGCGGGGAGGAGUUCUCAUCCAAGGCUCUUCUGAAGGAUCAUCUACGGACCCACUCUAGCCGGGUUCACUGCUCCCGAUGCGACAAGACCUUCUCCACUAAAAGUAACUUACUGGUUCAUCAGCGGAUACACACUGGAGAGAGGCCUUACCUUUGCCCUCAGUGUGGGAAGAGUUUUUCUCUGGCAGGGAGUUUAAAACUUCAUCUCCGGAUUCAUGCAGGUGAGAAACCUUACUGCUGUACUUACUGUGACAAGAGAUUCACAAGUAAGAGUCACUGCAAUCUUCAUCUGCGAAUCCACACUGGAGAGAAGCCGUACCAAUGCCCUGACUGCGGGAGGUGUUUCGCUGACGGGAAUGUCCUGAAAAACCACAGGCGGACCCACACAGGAGAGAAACCGUUCCAGUGCCGCUUGUGUGAUAAAGCCUUCGCCCAGUUGAGCAGUCUGAAGAAACAUCAGGAGACACACAGGCAAACUCAGCCUGUCUCUGUCCCAAGACUCCCUAAUCCCUACCCACCACCCAAUCAGCAUGUCCCUUAUCCCUACCCAUCACAGAUUCAAUGGUAACCUGGUUUACACCUUACCAAGUUGUCCGGUGUCCUGUUACCUAGUGACCUAUCUGUUACCUGGUGACCUAUCUGUUACCUGGUGACCUAUCUGUUACCUGGUGACCUAUCUGUUACCUGGUGACCUAUCUGUUACCUGGUGACCUAUCUGUUACCUGGUGACCUAUCUGUUACCUGGUGACCUAUCUGUUACCUGGUGACCUAUCUGUUACCUGGUAACCUAUCUGUUACCUGGUAACCUAUCUGUUACCAGGUCCCAGAUAGGAAGGAUGCAUUUCUAACGUAUUGGGACAGGAUCCUAGACUCAGUCUGUCCCAAAACCCAACCUACUCAUGCACUCAGUGAAUGGUAAGCUUGCUUAAACCUGUCCAAUCCCUUGUAGAUAACUAGAUGGAAAUGAAUUGAAGGAUCCAUUUUCUUUUCUUUUGUUAUGAUUUUAUUGAGGCAGGUUUGCAGUCAGGCCAACUAACCUAAGGCCAGUCUCCUGGGUUGGAGACGGUGAGUAGAGAGAUGUGUGGCACAUGCAGUCAUUGAGGAUUGCUAUGCUGUAUAUAGAGCUUGGAAUAGAAUGGUAUUUUGUCCAUCUGUCUCAAAAUAAUGAUUUUGAUCAAAGUUCAUAUUUUAUCUCCAGAGUUUUUUGUAUUCACAGUUGAUAUUUGGAUAUGUUGUUCAUUUUUAAAAAGUGUUUAAAAAUCAUGGCCGAACCUCAACUGGUGGAAAUAAAAUGGUGACAAGGA
This is a messenger RNA of Oncorhynchus kisutch (coho salmon), 4561 nucleotides long. RefSeq names its product zinc finger protein 420. Gene Ontology annotation, molecular function: DNA-binding transcription factor activity, RNA polymerase II-specific; RNA polymerase II transcription regulatory region sequence-specific DNA binding. Gene Ontology annotation, cellular component: nucleus. Gene Ontology annotation, biological process: regulation of transcription by RNA polymerase II. NCBI's taxonomy places the organism in Eukaryota, Metazoa, Chordata, Actinopteri, Salmoniformes, Salmonidae. The record is from RefSeq and is a predicted model, not a curated record. The transcript is spliced from 3 exons. The coding region runs from base 628 to 3825 and encodes 1065 amino acids.